Messenger RNA from Drosophila subpulchrella, 3799 nucleotides. RefSeq names its product suppressor protein SRP40 (gene cindr). The record is from RefSeq and is a predicted model, not a curated record. NCBI's taxonomy places the organism in Eukaryota, Metazoa, Arthropoda, Insecta, Diptera, Drosophilidae. The transcript is spliced from 8 exons. Gene Ontology annotation, molecular function: protein binding. The coding region runs from base 667 to 3498 and encodes 943 amino acids.
UUUUUGUUGUUUUUUCGGAGUGGCGGUGAACGGUUGUUGUGGGUGUUCGUCGGCGAGUCGCGUUUUUCGCUCCGCUAAAAACAAAUUUGCUACCAAUUCAGGCAAAAGCGCAUUUAAUCAAGCCCAAAAAGUGAUUCGGCCUUCGAAAAAGCGAAAAAACCGUUACAAAGUGGCGCAAAUCAAAAGCAAAGUAAGCAAAUCGAAGCAAAGUAAAUAAAAGUGCAUACGAAUGAGCGUGGAAAGGAGAAGCGAAAUGCAAGUGCGUGCCAACAAAUGAGAAAUAAGAAACCGAAAGGAAGCAAACGAAGAUAAGAAGCGAAAAGUGCAGCGAAUGAGGGACAAACGAGAGAGCUGCAACAAAUAAAAAGAAGAAAAUUCGGUGCGGCAUUUUCUACGUGACGCAAAAUUAAAUGCGCUCUCUCCCUCUCUCUUUCCGUCUUUCUCCCCCUCGCUCUUUGUUGAAAUUUAACGAACAGGGUCAAAAUAAAUAAAAAAAAACACGUCGCUGGAAUACUUGUGUAUAUAAAAAUUCUAGGUAAUUCCUACCUUCCGUUUCUUUCGCGGUUAACGCGCGUGAUUUAUAAACUCGUAUUCAAGAUACAAAAAAAGAUACAGCCGUGCAUUGAACCUGCUGAAAACGCUGGCCACCAGUAAUCAGUCAACAACAUGGAAAACAACAUCUGUGCAAUAGUCGAAUACGAAUACGCGGCCAAGGAGCCGGACGAGCUGGAUCUCCAGAAAGGUGCCAUCAUCCAUCGGAUCAAGCAGAUGCCCGGCGGCUGGUGGCAGGGCACCCUGAAGUCCUCCGGCGUCACGGGUAUGUUUCCGGACAACUUUGUCCGUGUGCUGGAGUCCGGAAUCAGCAGCAAUGGCAACGGAACCUCUGGCAGUGGGGACCACAUCGACGAGCCAACAGCUGUGCAACUGAGGGACAAAUCCGCGACAUCGAAUCGCCGCUGCAAAGUCAUCUACAGUUACACACAAGUCAACGACGACGAACUGACGCUCGCCGUGGGUGAUGUCAUUGAAUUCCUAGGGGAGGUCGAGGAAGGCUGGUGGCGCGGUCGUCUGCGCAGCAAAGUCGGCGUCUUCCCAUCGAACUUUGUGCAACAUAUCGAGCCGUCUCCCGUUUUGGCCUCCAAACGGCCACCGACAAUUGGCGCCACCGUGACCACAUCGUCGCUGACGUCCAAGGCGGCAAAUGUGGCCAAUGUGGCAGCCACAUCCACAGUGUCAACGGGAGGGGGAUCGAUUGGCACCACCGCCACAGCAAAGCAGGCCACCAAGAGCAGGGUGAUUGCGGCAGGAACAUCUUCUCCAGCGGAACCAGCGGCCAUAUUUUCGGGAUCGGGAUCGGGAUCAGCGGCAGCAGCGGUACCCAUGCUGCCACCCAAGCCCCAGCGGGAAUUCUGCCGGGUGGAGUUCCCCUACGCCCCGCAAAACGACGACGAGCUGGAGCUCAAGGUGGACGACAUAAUCACAGUGAUCACCACGGAGCUGCCGGACAAAGGCUGGUGGAAAGGAGAAAUCCGCGGAAAAGUGGGCGUUUUCCCCGACAACUUUGUCAAGAUGCUGGCUCCCUCGGAAGCAGCUCCGCCGCUGCCACGCCCACGAACCCGCGCCAGGGGCGGAGUGGGCGCCGGAUCCGGGUCCGGAACGGGACCCGUCCUUAUAGACGGGGUCCGCACUCCACGGCGGACGCAGCGAGGCGGCUCUUUCGAGUUCUUGGGCGCGCGUAUGGCCAGCUUUAUCACCACGAUUUUUGCACCGAUCAACGAGCCGCCAACCACCACGCAGCCCCAGAACCAGAGGAAGAUCAGCAGCACCGCCAGCCACAUGACCACAACGAACUCCAGCAACGCCAGCAGCACCACCUCGGUGACCACGCAGCAGCAGAAGGAGCAGAUCGGCGGCGGCAGCUCCUCCACCACGUCGAAGGUGUACAUCAAGAAAACCGGGAGCAGCAGCAACAGCACCACCAGCAGCACCACCACAGCCUCAUCCUCGGCGGGUCGCAAGGAGAGCUUCGGCUCCCGUGACUCCCUCAACGACAUCCUGAGUGAGACGGGUCUGCCCACCGGCAAUGUGGCCGCCCAGAGGAAGUCCCUGGAGAACAAGAACCUGGAUCUGACCAAACCGCCGGGUGUGGGCGCCUCAGUGGCCAUUGGACAGCAGCGGAGCAGCACCUCCAGUGCCACCACCUCCUCGUCGGCCACCACAAUAUCCACCGGACUGACCUCCUCGGCAGUGAGCAAAUCCCUGGAGAACAUGAUGGACGAGAAGGUCAAGUCGCCACCGCCGCCGGUGCUCAGCAAGAAGCCAAGUGUGCCGCUCAAGAAAACUCCCACGGGUGGAGUGCCCGUGGCUGGUAAUCUACUGGGCGGCAAGAAAAAGAACCCCGAGGGCAAGCUCACCACUGCAGUGUCCCACGAUUUGGCAGAUGGUCUUACGGCGAGUAAGAUGCUCACAGGUGCUAAUCAACUGCCAGAAUCCGGAGCAGCUGGCAACGUGGUGAUCCGGAGAGCGGCUACCAUCGCUGUGGAGGAUACGGACUUCGAUCGCGUGGAGCGGGCCUCGAUACUCACGGACAUGCGGCAGGGAAGGGUCAAGGCGCCAAAGAGACGUCCUCCAUCGGCGGCCAUAAAUGUCCUAGGCGAGAGCAAUAACAAUUCCGUAUACGUGAAUGGCAGUGGAAUGGCCGGAUCCGGAGGAGGAGCGGGAAGUGCCAGUGAGCUGAGUGAAGAUGGCGGUGCUGGAGGAAAGACCUCCGAUGACAAUUCCACGGGUGAGGAGCCACAGCUGGCCAAACCGAAGCCACGCGAGUGGGAGAAGAAGAAGGCGCCCUGGAUGGAGGAGCUCAAGGCCUCGCAGGUCACUCGGAAGAAGACCUCGCCCAGUGUGGAGCCCCGGGGAGCUUCGGUGGCCGAAAGGACCUCCAAACUCUUUGCCGCCGAGCAGGCCAUCAGCAGCAGCAGUAGUAGCAAUACCACAACGAAAGUGCAAUCCUCUUCGGUGACGUCCUCAAUGUAUGUGGAGAACUCAACGACCAGCAGCAGUUCGGUGACCACCAGUAGCUCCAGCACCACCACCAACGAUGCCAUCAUGUCCCGCAGCUUGACGGCUGCCAAGGUCCAAGCAGCCAGCAGCGACGAGGAGACGAAGGCCACGAGGCCAAACAGUCUGGCCAUUCGAAAUCAACGAAGUGUUUCACCUCUGGUUAAGAGCUCCAAUGCCAGCAGCUCGCAGUCGCAGGAGGAGAAGGAGAAGCCCUCCAGCCAGCUGAACAACCAUCAGGAUGCCGGCUCCACGAGGGUGGCCCAACUGGAGCAGCGGGUGGACAAGCUGGAGGGACUGGUGCUGAACCAACAGCGAACCAUCGAGGAGCUGGUAAAUGCCCUGAAAUCCGAGGCCGAACGCGUCAAGAUUUUGAGGAGCGAACUGGACAAAUAUGCGCACAAGCAAACGCGCCGCGGGAAAUUCGACAAUUGGAUGUUCUAAUUGAUCAGCGGAUAGCGCCGUCAGAUCGAACCAUCAAUAUAAAUUGUAAUCUGCUAGAGAUUCAUGACCCACAGACCCGCCUGUACAAAAUAUUCCUUUUUCUUUUGUGAUAAGCCUCUGCAUAACCAGCUAUCUGUAGUCUAAUCGAAUCAAUCUGCGUAGCUAGCGACCCGCAAUUCCCGAUUGUUAGCAAAUAUGUUGUGGUUUAGUUGAAAAUAUCGCAUUUUGUACCGCUUAAAUUGUAAAUAUUAUUGUAAAUUAAUAUGGGAUAUAAAAUAAACAUUUCAUAAUUAGUAAAAAA